AUGGUGACCAUUACAAACCAUUCACUCGUUUCACAAUUCAUCAUCAUAGGAUUCACUGAUCUCAAUGGUUGUGAAGGUUUAUUAUUCAUUCUCUUGACCAUUAUCUACAUUUCCACACUUGGUGGUAAUGCUAUCGUUUUUGUUGUCAUCUGCAGUCAUCGUCAACUCCAUAUUCCUCUGUACCUUUUUGUUGCUAAACUAUCCUUCCUGGAAAUAUUAUACACAAACGUUAUUAUACCCAAAAUGUUGUCAAACUUACUGAAUGAUAAGUUGAUCUCCUAUAUUGGCUGUCUGUUGCAAAUCUAUUUUCUUCAUUGUUUAGGUAUCACAGAAACCUUUCUUCUUACAGCAAUGGCCUUUGACCGCUACCUGGCCAUAUGCAAUCCACUAAGGUACCCAUCCAUAAUGACUAUUCCAUGUUGUUUUCAGAUGGCAGCUUGUUGUUUGAUUGUAGGAUCUGUUGUCCCUUUAACCCAAACCCUCUUGCUGUCUCGCCUUUCUUUCUGUGGCUUAAACCAAAUUGAUCACAUAUUCUGUGACUCUACUCCACUGAUGAACUUGGCAUGUUCUGACACUUCACUCAAUGUCAUGGUAGACUUCAUUAUCAACUCAUUUCUUCUGUUCCUUGCCUUCACCUGCAUCAUCCUGUCCUACAUCAAAAUCAUUUUUGCCGUGUCUAAGAUAAAGACACCAGAGGGCAGGAAAAAGGCUUUUUCAACAUGUGGCACUCAUCUCACUGUGGUCCUACUUUUCUUUGUCAGUGUGAGUUUUAUGUACGUUAGACUGACCGAACACAGCUCUGUCAGCUAUGACCGUGUGAUGGCUGUGAUUUACUCUGUCCUAACACCAAUGUGUAAUCCAAUCAUAUACAGCCUGCGGAAUCGAGAAAUAAAGGAAAUACUUAGGAGAAGAUUAACUGCUUUAGUACCCCGUGGCUUCAGGAGCAUAAAUGAUGGAUUUGACCUCAUUGUCCCUAUUCAGUCCAUGUAG
Pseudophryne corroboree (corroboree frog) is the source of this 990-nucleotide messenger RNA. Its product is annotated as olfactory receptor 6N2-like. Gene Ontology annotation, cellular component: membrane. The coding region runs from base 1 to 990 and encodes 329 amino acids. The transcript is spliced from 3 exons. Gene Ontology annotation, biological process: G protein-coupled receptor signaling pathway. Gene Ontology annotation, molecular function: olfactory receptor activity; G protein-coupled receptor activity. The record is from RefSeq and is a predicted model, not a curated record. Lineage: Eukaryota; Metazoa; Chordata; Amphibia; Anura; Myobatrachidae.